ACAUAUUUGUUAAUUAUGGUGUCUGUAUUUCAGUAAUUUAUAUCAUUCCGCCAUUAAUCGUUGACGCGUAAUGCCAGUAUGAGGUGUAAAAUUAAUAAUUGUGUGAAAGUAUUGAUUUAUUUCGUAAUAUCAAUAUUACAAUGUGAAGCUUUUGAUACUACAGAGAAUCCAGUGAUAACGCUAGAAUACGGGAAGGAUAUAAACAACAUAAAUACGUACUACGUUGAACAAAAUAAAAGUUUACAAAUAAUAUUUAAAAACAGCCACGCUGGUUAUGUAAGGUGUUAUGAUUUUAAAAUAAAUCAUGUAACCACGUUUAUAAAAAAGGAAUUUCCAAAUUACGAUAAGGACAGUGUCAUUAACAUUACAAGUGUAACUCCUGACAUGAGCACAAGAUGGGCAUGCGUAAUUCUACAGAAAUAUCAUGGAGGUGCAAGGGAAGUGUAUAAGUCGGCAGAGCACACAGCUGUCCAAUAUUAUAUUCAUGUCCAUGUGAAAGGAGCUCGAUCUGUAAAUGUAUCAAUAAACGGAGACUCCCUGAAUUUCACUAAAACGGGUUUAAAUGUGCAACACGAUGGCGAGACCUUCUUUUCCUUCAUUGAACAUCAAAAUAUUGAACUCGUAUGCGCCAAUAUUGACGAAGAAUGUAAAGUGUCGUUGGAAUAUUUUAACCAAAACGGAGAAAAGAUAUUGGAAAUACCACCAAGAGGUAAAACGAGUAUAUUGUUCCGAACCAGACUAACUUCGAAACAAGACAAGUUUUAUAUAGACUGUAUUUGUCACACAAACAAUAAAUAUCGAUACAGAACUUACUUUUAUAAACAAGAAUUGCACUACAACCCAGAUAAACAAGACAAUAUAUUGAUAGUAACAGUGAACGGAUUGUUGGAACGCUACGUAAGAAGAAAUGGUUUAUAUUUUGACUAUCCGAUAUUCAAAUAUGUAGACGGAGAAAUGAUCAUCGUCACUUGCGAAGCUAAACGACCGUAUUCAAGUAUUCCAUUACAGUUUUAUUUUGACAUUAACCAAGUAACUUUGUACCAUAGAAUCAAAGUUAAGGACAUUGAUGACAAAAUAGUUGGUACUAUAAAUUCAUCUGCUGUUACCCUGAACAAGAAAACUCUUUCGUGUGGAUUUAAGGAAGAAUAUGCUAGGAUGACAUUCGAGUCUGAUGUUGCAGAUCACACGGUACGGGUGUUCGGUCUGGCCAGACCAAAUAUUCUGUACCAGUACCGCAGCGGUGACGUUUGGACAACCGUCUACCAAUACUCGGUAAACGAAACUAUAAGCUUGGGGUGUGUUCUGAAUAUCGUACCCUUAGAAAACUAUAAAUUGAAAUGGAAUUUUAAUGGAGAAGAGUCAUCUAGAAAUGGUUAUAGAGUAUCGGGCAUGAUGAAAUAUGCAGAUGAAAAUUUUACAAAAACUUUAACUGAACACGAUGAUAAAAAAAUUAUCAAAUGCAUUGCUUCUGAAAACUACAAAAUAUUGAAUUUUGCUGAAGUACGAUUACAACUGAAAGAGAUAUCAAACUCGGAGAAUUUUGCGGAUGAAAUUAAUCCACAUACGACCAUGCCAUUUAUACUACUUUACGUAGUAGUCAGCGUGGCUGUCGUUGCUUUCUUGAUAUGCAUCCUUAUUUUCUGGUACAAAAGGUUCAAAACGGCGAAACUACUUAAAAACCGUUACAACAACAUUUCAAAUCAAAAGGAAAGUCCGAUACCACCUUUUCCGGCGCAGUGGGAUGAAAACAAUCAUUACGAGAAAACCGACGAAGGUGUUACACAAGAGAAUUACUCAUACGCAUAUAGUAACAAGAUACCCAAAUAUCCAAACCUAAGACAGAGUCAUGCUCCAUCAGAAAAUCACUAUACAGAAAUUGAUGAUUACAAUAAAUCAACGAGCAAUGAUGCCUACCAAGUAGUAAAUGUUAAUAAGAAUAGUACCCCGGCUACUAAAGAUGCUAAACCUAAUGAAGACACAUAUGAUAAACUUAUACGUGAUGGUAAACCAAAGAAACGAAAUACUGGCAAACCUGAUAUUUAUGCAGCAGUAGAUGCAAAGCAUAAUAGACCUGAACAGCAAGAUUACAAGAAUGUUAAUGCUAUGGCAGAUAUAAAUGAUAGUGCCUACGCUUAUGCUUAUGAUACACGACCUGUUGCUGCUAAAUGGCAGGAUAAGGACAGAAGUGCUUUGGAUUAUGAUGUCCCAUAUGCUACAAGCGGAGUUAGUAGGGAAAACGACUGUUAUGUAGGCCUAGACACACUUGAAAAAAAAUGAUCGAUAUACCGGCUGUAACAAAAUACUCAUAUACAUCAAGAAGCACUGAAGAAUACAGGUUGAAUAGAAUCUGUACACAAAGUUUCAGCUUAAAAUAGGUUAAAAAAAAUUGAUACCAAAUUGGUGUCGCAUGGUUCUUGAUUUUAAAUCAUCAUACAAACGUAUCACAACACUACAGGGGUCACUCGCUAAUUACGAAACAAUUCUUCAGUAAAUCUGAUCGCUUAGUACCUGUAUCUGCCUAGUUUUGAUGUUCGGUUUCUUUAUUGUAUAUAUUGGAAAAAUUCAUAACUUCAACUAUGAAAACAUGAGUUUAAAAAACCCUUCCCAUAUCGUUUGUUAUGCUGUUUAGAACAAGUGCACUUGAUAUGUAUACCCCCUUUUUGUUACACCGUGUAUAUUUACUUUUAUAUCUAUAUGCUUUAAAUUAAGAUAUUUUAGAGAAUAUGUUCUCAGUAACUAUAGACAGAAAUGUGUGUCUUCUACUGAAGUAUUACUACCUAUACCAGGUAUGGCGAACGUUUACAUAUUGUCGUGCCAAUAACUUUGAAGAAAUGUGUAUUGAGGUUGUAGGUCUGCCAUCAAAUAAAAUUUACUUUUUAUACUACCUACUUAUUAUCAGUAGUAAAAAAGUCUGAAGUUAGUCUGAUUGUAAGCAGUCUUCGCAUCGUUAGAUUAUCUACGAUACUAGAUGGCAAUACUUGGUACAAAUGAAUUGAAAAAAUGAAAAAUAUUUAUUAGUUCAUAAAGGAUUGUACAAAAAAGAUUGUGAUUGGAGCCUCCCGUUAAGCAUAGACAGCCUGUAUUUGGAGACACCGCUUUUCCAUAACUUAUUAAUAUUAUUAUGCUUAGAACUAAUAAACUUGUUUAUUAAUUAUUAUGUUAUCGGCUUACUCACGCAAGGGUCAUACACAUAUGGGUUUUCAGAUAAAAUAACUUGAAAAUGUAUGUCCAUAUUUGAAUAUUUUUAUUUUUUAGCUAAAUUAUAGUCACUCUUCUAUUUACUCAUAAUGUUUCUAGCUAAGAAAUGAUAUUUUUUUAUACUAAAAAUAAAAUGUUUCAAAAGUCUCGUCGUGUGGACUGUUCGGAUUCGUGGUAUGUGUGUUUAGAUAGAUGUAGGGAAUUAUUUUGUCAUGUAUUUAUAAAAAUGACUGUUGUAUUAAACUAAUAUAUAAUGAACAUUAUAUUUUUUACUAGAUAGUUGUAAAUAAUUGCAGAAGAUAUUUUUUUUUAUUUCCAAUAAACAUGGUGUUAUAGGAAUUUAGGUCAUUUUGGUGGACCUAAAAACCCACUAAAUGUUUGUGUCUACUAAUGCUACCUACUCCUACUGCUAAAAUGAGCUACUAAAGCUAAAUGAAUAUUUUUUUAAUUGACAAAACCAGAUAGCCGUCGUUUUUUGGAGUCGUUAUAAGUACAACCACGGAUUAUUUUCUAACUUACGAAGUUUUAAAAUAAAAUAAAGUUUUUUUGUCCAAGAUCA
Spodoptera frugiperda (fall armyworm) is the source of this 3757-nucleotide messenger RNA. RefSeq lists its product as uncharacterized. The record is from RefSeq and is a predicted model, not a curated record. Lineage: Eukaryota; Metazoa; Arthropoda; Insecta; Lepidoptera; Noctuidae. The transcript has 12 exons. Bases 79 to 2277 code for a protein of 732 amino acids.